GAGAACAUGCUGUCUGCUUAUACAGUUAACUGAACAGGAAACACUUGACUGAUAAUGACGUUUUAACAGAAAGUCACUGUAGCCGUAGAUACAGAGUUAGCGAGCUAGCGAAGUGAGCCACUAGCGGCUAGCGGCGUAGUUUAGAGGCUCUGAAUGCUAGUCCGUGUUCUACGGUUUGUCUGUUAUUACACCAGUUAUAGCGCAAGUAGUUCAAGUGGAGAAGCGCUGAGCUGUAACGCACACGUGAGCUGUAACGAAUGACCUCUCGCCUCACAACGCUAACGGAAUUAUUUGGGAGCUGCUGCACAUUACGAGAUGUCCAGACAGAGCACUUUCACUGCAGCAGUGGCAACCUUGUUAGGAGCCACUCUUGGAGGACUGUUCCUGUGGCGUAGUAUAUAUGCACAAAAGAGAAAAGCUCUCAAAGUCCCAAAGGACACUCGUCAGUUGCCUGUGGAGCGCCUCGGACCUCUGGAAUUGAGCAGCACUGCUGUUCACCAUUCACAAGACCUCACACCACUAUCACUACCACAGACUCCAAAAUGUGUGCCAGUUCCAUCCAUUGAGAAGUUAUUGGAGGUUCCAGCGGUCGUGGUGAGCUCAACAGAUGAGUUUGAAAAACACUGGCCUUUGUUCCAGAAGGAUCUGGCUGUCUUCCCUGUGCUGGGUUUGGACUGUGAAUGGGUAAAGAGCAUGCGUGUGUCCAUCAAAGGCAAAGCAUGUGCCGUGUCUUUGCUCCAGAUGGCUACGUACUCAGGCCGCUGUAUGCUGGUAAGAUUGCUGCCUUUUCGUGACACCCAGCUGCCUCUUCCUAAUGGUUUGGUACAGGUGCUGAGAGACGCUCGUGUGCUAAAGGUGGGCGUUGGCUGCUAUGAAGAUGGCAAGCGCCUGGCCAGUGACCACGGCCUGGCCCUUGUUUGCACAGUGGACUUGCGCUACUUGGCACUUAGACAAAGGAAUGCAGUGCUGAAUAAUGGGCUGAGUUUAAAGUCCCUGGCUGCAGACCUGCUUAAUGUCUCUCUGGAUAAAUCUCUGGAGCUGCGCUGUAGUAACUGGGAAGCUGAAAACCUGAGUUGGGAGCAGAUGUCGUAUGCAGCUCGUGAUGCCCAGAUUUCAGUCUCUCUGUUUCUCUACCUGUUGGGACUCUACUCUGAGCCAUGCCUGCUGAGUGAGAAUGAGACAGACUUCUCAAAGCUGGCUGGUCACUGCCAGGGCCUGGUGGAUGUGCCCUUUAAGUGGCGCAGUGAAGGGGACGAGGGGGAACGUAGACGCCGGUGUCGCAGAUCUACUGUCGAUAGUCCUGAGUCUGGUGAUCAGCAAGUACCAGACCCACGUAGGAACAAGCGGAAACCCCUUGGAUUUGGAUAUUCAGCCAGGAAAUCCCCAUUGUACGACAACUGCUUCCUUCAUGCACCUGAUGGCCAGCCGCUCUGCACGUGUGACAAGAAAAAGGCUAAAUGGUACCUUGACAAAGGAAUAGGAGAGCUGGUCAGUGAGGAGCCCUUCAUCGUGCGUUUGCUGUUCGAGCCCUCAGGUCGCCCUGACUCUCAGAAAGAUUAUUACCUCACAGCCAAAGAAAAUCUCUGUGUGGUAUGUGGAAAAGCCGAGUCCUAUAUCAGAAAGAACAUCGUUCCACAUGAGUACAGGCGCCAUUUUCCCACUGAGAUGAAGGACCACAACUCCCAUGACAUCCUGCUGCUGUGCACUUCCUGCCAUGCGGCGUCUAACGUGUACGACGGCUUCCUAAAGCAACAACUAGCAGACGAGUUCUCUGCCCCGCAGGGCUGUGAGGAGGGUGUAAAGAUGCUGGAGGACUCGGAUCGGCGGCGAGUGCGUUCAGCUGCCCGUGCCCUUCUCAGUGCCAAUGACAGCAUGCCUGCUACCAGACGAGAAGAGCUCCUGUCAGUCGUUCAUGCGUACUUCUCCAAUGAAGGUGACGAGGAGGAAGACGACAGCCUCACCGAGGGAAGGCUGCACACAGCAGCUAACCUGGAGACAAGGAUCUUUAAUGAGAGCUAUGUGCCACAUGGGCUGAAGGUGGUACAGGUGUAUGCUGAGCGUGGACUGCGUGGUCUGAUUGAGUUGGAGCGACGCUGGCGUCAGCACUUCCUGUCCAGCAUGCAGCCCAAAUUUCUACCUCCACUGUGGUCUGUCAACCAUAACCACGAGAAAUACUUGCGCAAGUAUGGAGAGAACCUGCUCGUUACUCUGACCUGAGCACACCAGUUAACCACAGAGGUAGGCAGAGGUGGUUUGGGCAAGAACAGGAUCCUCAUCCCAAACCUGUGAUGGUGUUUCACUGUAUUUCUAGGAGAUGGACUUGUCUUGAUCUGAUAUUGACUCCUAUAUGAUGUGAGCCUAGCAUGAGUUCUGAGACUGUAGAUGAACUAGAAAAGACCAGCCACAGGCUCUUGAUUGUGGGCUCACUGUGAUCACUACAGAGAUGAUGAGAGUUAAAAAAAAAAAGGUGCAAGAACUGUAAUGACGACACAUUGUAUGCACAUUGUAUGUGGGAGAAAAGUUCUCAACUUUACAUAAAAAGAAACUUGUAAAUUUUUAACAGCCAAAACCUGCUCUUGAUUUCUUAAAAUUAAAAAUAUAGAUAUAUAAUACAUAGGUUAAAUUUGUUGCAGGUUUAAAUAUUUUGAUUAAUUGUGUGGUAAAUCUAGGGUUUUGCAAUAUGGGGCUGUUGACAGUAUAUAUUUUUUACGUUUUCAUUCCUCAUAUUUCUAUAACUGAGAUAAUGGUCUUCACUGUAUGUUGGUCUUUUAUGAUGGACUUGACAUCAUUCAAAACUUUCCACCUUUAAAAUGAACAAUUUGUUUCUGCCUGUUAGAACUUUUUAAUCUUACUAAUUCAUGAGCAAUUAUUUAGCAUAUGUCUGGAGAGGACGUAGCCACACCUCGCUUUUGUAUGCUUUCCAAAUUCCCAAACAUCAGUCAGGACACCUCAAAGUGCACAUUCCCCCCUGACUGCCAUGAUUUGGUGUAUAGCUCAUGACUGUGACACUGAGUGGCAUCUAAAGUUCGACCUUUAACAGCCAGACGCCCAGCUCCAUUUGCAAUAAUGAGGAAUUGUAAUUCUCAUUACCAUGAUCUUUGUAAACGAGAUUUCCACACUUGAGCAUGCAGAAUUUAAUUAAAGAAACUACAGCUUUUUUUUCCCCCUUUUAUUUACAUUUGUCCAGAUGUAACCUCAUAAAAGCUGUUAUGUUUCCUUAAAUUGUUAUUAAAAUAUAUAUUUAAUGUUAA
Messenger RNA from Tachysurus fulvidraco (yellow catfish), 3251 nucleotides. It is a transcript of the gene exd2, whose product is annotated as exonuclease 3'-5' domain containing 2. The record is from RefSeq and is a predicted model, not a curated record. NCBI's taxonomy places the organism in Eukaryota, Metazoa, Chordata, Actinopteri, Siluriformes, Bagridae. The coding region runs from base 316 to 2217 and encodes 633 amino acids. The transcript has 9 exons. Gene Ontology annotation, biological process: nucleobase-containing compound metabolic process. Gene Ontology annotation, cellular component: nucleus; cytoplasm. Gene Ontology annotation, molecular function: nucleic acid binding; 3'-5' exonuclease activity.